AUGCAUUAUGAGAAAAACCGAGGCAGUGGGAUGAAAGUUGGUGUGGUUUCCAGUGUGGGUUUGCCUAGAAAGCACGGUGGCUGGAUGUUUGAUCGUGAUGGUGAAGUCAUCAAUCUGCCAGGACCGGCUGGAGACCUGCUAGAAAUGUACGAUUGUCGAGAGAUGGAAGUGAUAGCGCAUAUCUACAAAGAAAUGCAAAUAUAUGAUGUCAUCAUGUUUUCCAGAUUACGAGGACAUGCACUACAACCUCACUUGGAAAAUUGUCACCAAUUACCGGUGGAUGUCGGCAUUUUGUAG
Molecule: messenger RNA, 297 nt
Organism: Echinococcus granulosus
Lineage: Eukaryota; Metazoa; Platyhelminthes; Cestoda; Cyclophyllidea; Taeniidae
Exons: 1
Coding region: 1-297 (98 amino acids)
Source: RefSeq, a predicted model, not a curated record